AUGCCUUCCCAGCAGCAGCAGCAGCAGCAGCAGUGCACACCACAAGCGCAGCAGCAAGUGAAGCAGCCCUGUCAGCCACCUCCUACCAAAUGUCAAGAGGCAUGUGUGCCCAAAACCAAGGAUCCAUGUGCUCCUCAGGCUAAGAAACAAUGCCCGCCGAAGAGCCCAGCUCAGCAGAAGUGCCCUUCUACCCAGCAAGACCCUAAGUGCAAACAGAAGUGA
This is a messenger RNA of Microtus ochrogaster (prairie vole), 222 nucleotides long. It is a transcript of the gene Sprr4, whose product is annotated as small proline rich protein 4. The record is from RefSeq and is a predicted model, not a curated record. Lineage: Eukaryota; Metazoa; Chordata; Mammalia; Rodentia; Cricetidae.